Messenger RNA from Zingiber officinale, 1098 nucleotides. RefSeq names its product bZIP transcription factor 12-like. The coding region runs from base 160 to 831 and encodes 223 amino acids. Gene Ontology annotation, cellular component: nucleus. The transcript has 4 exons. Gene Ontology annotation, molecular function: DNA-binding transcription factor activity. The record is from RefSeq and is a predicted model, not a curated record. Gene Ontology annotation, biological process: positive regulation of DNA-templated transcription. Lineage: Eukaryota; Viridiplantae; Streptophyta; Magnoliopsida; Zingiberales; Zingiberaceae.
AAUGCACUCGGAGAGUCCCUCUUCCCCUAACCCAAUUGCUAAAAAAACUCCCCGUUUCCAGACACGCCGGAGUCGGGGAGACCCACGUCGGGAGCAGAAGAAACCCUGGCCCAUGAUGCCUCUGGUGAUGCCGUCCUCCUCGAUCUGGAAGUAGGGUCGAUGAGCAUGGACGACUUUUUCCUCAGCUUCCAUGGCAGGCCUCCGCCGGUCCCCUCGUUAUCCAGAGGAGAUCCCCCGCGCUUGCCUUUAACAAAGGAGAAAAAUGCGAACGAAGAGUGGAAGGAGGUCCCCAGCGGGGGUGGAUUGGGGUACGAGGGCGCUGCUGCGUGCGGAGAAGUCACUCUGGAGGACUUCCUGGCGAGGAACGGAGCGAUGACGGCGGCGGACGUUGUCGCACCAUUGGAGGAGCAGGAGAAAGCUGGGGUUUCGGUCGAUCCGGCGAUCAGCGACCGGCUUCGUCGGCAGGAGCAACAUGCUCUGUUAGACACCGCGGUGCUAGGGUUUAGGAAUGGGGUGGUAGGUGGUGGAAGAAGGCGAGCGAGGAAGAGGUCUGCACUGGAUAAUCUUGCGGACAAGGCUGAUAUCCGGAGGCAGAAGAGGAUGAUCAAAAACAGGGAGUCGGCUGCCAGAUCGAGGGAGAGGAAACAGGCUUAUACCGUGGAGCUCGAGUCUCUGGUGUCACGGUUGGAAGAGGAAAACGCUAUCCUUUUAAGCGAACAAGAAGAGCAAUACGAGAUGAGGAUUCACCAGCUUAUGGAGAAUAUUAUCCCUAUUACUGAGAAGAGAAAGCCACCACACAUACUCCGGAAAAUUCACUCAAUGUUGUGGUAGGGAUCAACCAAGCAAGGACAAAAUCACUCGCAAUGAAGUGUGGACUCCGGUCUCAUGGCUUAGCACGAACUAGAGAUGAGAUGCUGCUUACUUAUUUACGGUCUCAUGGCUUAGCGCGAACUAGAGAUGAGGUGUUGCCUAAUUAUUUACUAGCCUUUUGUUGUUGUAGAUAAUUGUGUGUUAUGUAUCUUCCUUGCUACUAUUGCCCAUGUUAUCAUUGCUUAAAUUAUGAGUGAGAAUGAAUCCCUGGAUCGUUUGUAGGUUGAA